Molecule: messenger RNA, 25686 nt
Organism: Porites evermanni
Lineage: Eukaryota; Metazoa; Cnidaria; Anthozoa; Scleractinia; Poritidae
Source: the annotation of a GenBank genome assembly
AUGGUUGUUGCUGGUGGUGGUGAGAUCGAAAAUGAUGUUGUCUUCGUCGUCGAAGGCACUGCAAAUUUGCUUCUCGACUUUGAAGACCUCAAGAAAGCCUAUAUCGAACCUGCAAUACAGUAAGUAUAACGCCAGAGAGUGCACUAUAGUUUUUUUAAGAUUCACUUUGUAUCGUCGCUAGAUUUUGUCUUAGAAGGAGAAAAGGAUCGAAAUGUAAGCGAGGCGAUUUUGUCAAGCUCAUCAGCUGAGCUCAUUUACGCUUAAAUCAAAUAUACUGUGUGUACAGUGUACGUCGCUUCUAAUAGGGGGACGUGUUCACGUCCAUGCCAGACUCAUAUUUUUCAUCAUUUUAUGCUGUAGGAUGUUUAGGUGUUUGAUUUCGAGAAAUAUUUGUAUUCAUAUUGAAGCGGAAAUAUCUCUUUCGUGGUUGCGCUCGCUUUUAAAGUAAACAGAAUUAUUCUUUAAAUUUUAUCCAGCCACAUGCAUCCAAUUCGUACUCUCAUCGACAAGCUUUGUAAGACUCAGUUUUUUGUUUUAUAAAGCUAAAUUAAUUUUCCUUGCCAAAACAGCAACGAUCAUCAUUUCAAUGAAAUAUUUUCUCCGAACUAACAGGUAGUAUAAAAUUUUGCGUCGCUUUCAGCCAAGGGCGGUGCAAGGUAUCUCAAGUGCAAGGGAUGAUCGAAUUGGGACAAAAAUCAAAAUCCAAAAAAAUCGCUAGGGCUUCAAACAAAACCCCAAAAAAUUCCUGGACCAAAAUUGAACUCCGAAAAAAACCCAUGCCGAAUUUCCGAGCCAUAAAAAUUUCCAGAAAGCACUAAAUGAUAUAACACGAAAAAUAGAAACAUUAGUAAUGGAGUGUUUGUGUUUUGUUAUUCAUCACACCACCUAGAGUAAGAACCUUUUUCGCAUCUGGUGAUCAUUGUAACAACACUCGAGACACACAAGAGCAUAUUCUGUUACAACAAUAACAUUAUGCGGAAUGACAACUCUACACGUAAACAAGACUACCCUGACCAAGAACAUUAUGAACAACCCUACAAAGUUAUUCACAGAUUACCGUUAUUAGAUAAUAUGGGGGAACUAUCACGAACCUUCAGAUUGUUUUGAAUACCCCAAAAAAUCCCUACUUAAAUCAAGCUACCCCAAAAAAUUCUUGCCAAAAUCUUCCUACCCCAAAAAAUCCUGAAAUCAAAAAUUUCAAACCCCAAAAAAUCCUUCAAUCAUCUCUGUCACUUGAAAUCCGGAAAACCCCCACCCCCCUGGGACUUUCAGCUCAUCCUAAAGCUUUUAAGGUACAUGUAUCACAAAGAAGACCUAAAGUGUCACUUUAUAUGAUCUAAGCUUAAAGAUAGUUUUAUGUCAAACAUAAAUUCAUUUGGUGUAAAUUAGCAAGUAUUGCAUGACUACUAGUUUUCUUUUUGUCUGAUGGUUUAUGAUUGAACCUUUGUGUUACUGAUAUUAAAAAAAAAGAAUCUUCUACAUUGAAUGACAACAAAAUCCAAAGAAUGAAAAAAAGAUUGUUAAAAAUAAAAGAAAUUAAACAAUCAAAAUGUAGAUCUUUUUUUUCUACAUAUACCUUUGAUUGUUAUCAAGGAAGUAAAAUUUUGUUUCUAUUACAUCCUGUUAUGCUAAUAGUCAUAAAGAAAACCUUGUGAUGUUCACGCCAACCAAACAUGAUUAGUUAAACCAGGUUUGAUCGAAUCAGAAUCUCUUGCAAAAUGCUUGCCAAAUGUGGAAAGAUUUUGCUUGUGAAUGAAAUACAUGUAUGGAUGUAGGCUCUAAACCUGCCUUUUAUUUUUGGGUAAAUUUGAAAAAGGUAAACAUUACUAAGUGACAUGACCUCUAUGAGCACAAUUUUAAACUUUGUUGAACUAAACGGAUUGAAAUGUGUUUCAGACUUGUUGUGAAUAACAAAUGAAAUAUUGAGUUAAUAUUCACUUUAUUUCUGUGUCAAUAAAUGCAGUGGUUACCCCCUAAGUAAGAACACCUAUUUAUAUGAACAGGCUGUAGAUGAUGAGUGAAUUCACUGGUAAAAUUACUCAACAGGAAGUUUGACAUCAUUAAGCAUUCGUUCAUAUAUAUAGCAUCAUACAAAAUUUACAAAUUAUAGUCAUAGACGGAAAUUCCCUUGUUGACAAUUUGUAUUGUUUUGUGUUAUAUCUUAGCUAUUUUAAUGGAGGAAUCCCAAUGGACACAGAGUACAGUUUUGGAGAUGAGGUACAUACUUUUUGUUUGAAAAUAACACAUGGCAUUUUGUUUCAAUUUUGAAUGGCUUUAUCUGUAAUUCAUUACUGCGCUUUUGUGAAAAACACGGGAACUUUGAAGUUCAAGAGCCGCCUUCACAAUUGUUUUGUUUUUGUUUGUCAUCAGUCAUUAUUACAAUCACAAGCAAUGCACCUUGAAAUAUGGAAACACACAAAAUGGAUGGAUAUCCACCAUGCAGUCACAAAUCACAAACCAUGACCUUUUGAACCCAUUGAAGGAAACUUCUGUUUCCUAAGUGGUCUGCUAAGGUGAUUGACGGCAUUGAAAAAUGCAAAUGUCAGUUAGCUUUUGAAUCUCAGAAUUUGUGUGUUUUUGAAAAGUGCAGUAAUCGAGGUAGUAAUAAGCGUUAUUUUAUAGAUGGCCACCUUGCUUAGCCAAACUAAGUAUAUUUUAAUUUAGGUUCCUCUCCUGCAUCAGAAUAUGGUCCCCUUACCCCCCCAAAAAUGGUAAACAAGUGACAGUAAAGCUUCAUUUGCUCAAGGCCUAACCAUAACUUUUUUAAUUUGACUGCAUUCACAGGGGUUUCAGCAGAUAACUUAAACUGUUAUUUAAUUUCACAUCACAACUUUAGUGUUACAGAAAGAAGUGUACAUAACUGCGCCCAGCGAUAACUCCAUUCCCUAGAAGUAUCAAAAGAUUUAUAAAAGUGCUAUUUUAUUCCACAAGUGGAUUAAUUUGUAAGUUUUCUGCUGUUGCAUAACUCAACAUGUUUAGAAUAUUUUACUUUUUCAAGCCUCGAGAUUUCAAAAUCUGUAGGGGAGAAUGCUAAUGAGGAAAACAUUAUUAACAAAUAUUUCCAAUAACUUUGAAGUUAAAGGCUAAUACAGUGGAGCCUUGAUAUAACGAAUGUCCAGUAAACAUGAGGAAAGACCUUGUUAUAAUGAAGCCUUGUAAUUGCAAACAUAUAUUUUGCCAUUCCCUUGUCCCUUUGUUAUAUUGAGGUACCACAAUAGAUUUAUAACCCACCUUGACUCUGAUAUCUUCUUUUCAGUAUGGUCCAAACCAGUAUGGCUUGGUAGUCUAUGGAACAGUAAGUCACACUCCUGAUCCAGCAGUGCAAUGUGUAAGAGAAACAAGAGAUGCAAAGCAGAUGCUGGAGUUUCUGCAGGAAGUUAGGUAAGUAUGCUGGGGGCCGGGGGCUGCGGGCAGGGGAUUUCCCCUAGUUACUGUGAGCUUAGUUAUUAAAGUGGAAUGGUUAUGAAACCCGUUAAGUUGAAAUCCAUUAGGUAAUUGAGUAAGUUUAAUUUUCAGUGGACAAAAACCUUGUACCAGAAUAACUAGCAUAUUGCAUUCUUUUUCACACUUUUCAAGGGCUGUAAAUGUUAUAAGUUGUAUAAAAUAACUCCAAAAAAAGGUUUUUAUUGGAGCCAGAGAAAACAAACUUUAAAAACCUCAAAUUACAGAAAUUGAAAUCUUAUGUGUGACGAUUUUACCUUUGUUGUUUUCUCAAUUCACAGUUUGACAUUAAAUUAUAGAGUUUGGUUGUUACAUAUUUAUUACAGUAGUCUUUUUGGCACAAUCAGAGCCUGUCACUAAUAACUGAGUCCUCACUACUAUAUGCAUGACUCUCCGACUGCGUUGAUUAACUUUCAGAUUUGAGGGUGGUGGCUGUGAGGAAUGCAGCUUAUUAGCUGAAGCACUAAGUGUAGCUCUUCAGGUUAGUGAACAUAAAAAAUAUGACUCCUUUACCUUUAUAAUAACACCUGAACAGAAAUUUCAUAUUUCCAAGCAGCCAUGUAAUGUUCUAUUUGUUCUAACACCAAUGAAAUUACUAUUGAAAUAUUUUUUUGCAGCAAAAAAUUAAUGUGAUUAUGUUAUGUAGACAGCAAUGGCAAAUAGCAGCAGUGAUCUUUUCAUGUUUGAGAUAACAUUUUUUCCCACGGAUGAAGAUACAUCAAAAUCAGGCUAGACAUAUUUAUUUUGCUUCAGUUGGUAAAUAGCACGACAGCAUUCAAGGUGAAAUGAAAAUAGGUUUUCCCAUUACCAUGUAUUAGCUGUGGAGAAUGUAUGAGAGCUGCUAUUGGGCCUCAGAUUUCAGGUUACUGUACCUUUAAAUAGUGUAAAUGGAUUUGUGUUUUGAGUUACUUCAAACAAUAAACCAAAUAUUUUUGUGAACAGAUAUUUGAUGAAAGAACUCUUCUGAGGGGUCAAACCUCUAAGUAAGUGGCAUUACUUCAUCAUCAAUCAUCAUCAUCAUUAUUGUAAUGUAGUUAACCUAUUUACUAUAGAUUCCAAACGUGAAUUACCGGUAAAUUGUAAUAUGCAUGUUAAAUAGAUUAUUGGGUUUGUAGGGGAUUUUUAACCCUUUGCCUACCAAGGACAUAUAUAUACGCAGGGGUUUCAACAAAAAUUGAAGUUGCCAGCAGGUUUGAAAAAAGUAACCGACUGUAUCAAAAAGAGGCUUUUAUUUUACUCCCCUUCUUCUAGAUGGGUCUGGGGGUCUGCACCUCUUGAAAAUUUCGAAAUGUCAAUGCCCUGAAAUGCAGUUUCCAGCAUUCUGGGCACUAAAUUGAGUACAAAAGAUAAUGUAUUUUCAAUCAAUUUGGUUAGGUAACGCACAGUAAGUCCAAAACUUUUCUUAAAUAUUUUAAAUCUGAAGCAAAAAGUCUGUCUAGGUCCAGCAAAUUGAAUUUUAUUGUAAGUUUUGACAGAAUCUUUCUUUAAUGUAACACUCUAUUUCUAGCUUCCAAUUUAGGGGAAAAAAGUAGCUGACUUCUCUGAGCAAAGAAGCCGACAUGUUUUGUCGGUCUUCAGUGCUUAUUGAAACGCCUGUAUACAUCCUGUGUGAGGUUGCUCAGCGAUGCCUGGAGGACAUACAUGUUACACCAAAAGGUCAAAAUUAAAUUCAGGUUGAAUUUUUUUAACCUUUUUUAACCUGUAUUAAAUUUUGACCUGCGACAUAUAUAUACAUUCUCACACAAAUGAAAUCACCUACAGUAAAGUCCAGUCAUUCGAGUUGCCUUAAAAUUAAUUAUGAAUUCUGGUUGUUGAGAAAUGACCUCCAGUUGCUGGGUGUUUUUAGCUCUAGUAGGCAAAAUAAAACCUUUGGUUUUCAAACCAGGUGAUUUUCCAUUGCUGUAGCCUUAAAUAGCUGUGAAAAUAGUGAGUAGCAUUAUUUUCUUUCAAUUUUUCUCUUGAACAACCCUGCACCUCAAGUAAGUACUUUUUGUUCAUGCGCCAAAGAUGAUUGCUCAAGGGAGAGUUGGAUAUUAGCUACCUGAGGAAUAAUAUUGUGUUUGCUUUGUUGAUAUUUGUAGAGGAAUUGUCCGUAAAAGCUGCAUAGUGGUUUGUAACUCUCCUCCGUUUACUUUGCCAAGUCGUGAGUGUGGCUAUGCUGAUGAUUAUUUUGACAAGACUGUGGAGCAACUGGCUGAGGAAAUGGGAAAAAAGGUGAUGAAGAAAAUGCUGAUCAUAAGUUACACUGACAAUAAUUUUACUCCUUUUGUAGAUCAUAUACUGAGGCUGAAUGUUCAGAUAAAAAAAAAGACCAUGUAAGUGGUAGCCUCCCCGCAGACGUCCUUUGGGGUUCAUUUGUCACACAUACAAACGAACCCCAAAGGAUGUCUGUGGGAAGGCUAUGUAAGUGGAGGCAGCAUGGCCGAGUUAGAGAGCGCUGGACUUGUAAUUCGGAGGCCCUAACUUCAAGUCCUGCCCUGACGGCUAGCUGGAUUUGUUCUUGGUAGUCAAGAGUGCAAAUCCUCAUCCAUGCUUCUAAAAUGGCCAACUGGUUUGCCUCCUUCCAGUUGGGAUGUCUUGUCCAUGUUGUUUCAUUUAAGUUAUUUGUUUCAUUGUCUCUGUAAAGCCCCACAAGGGGAGAGGAUAAUCAAAGUAUUAUAAUUACAAUAAUAAUAAUAAUAAUAAUAAUAAUAAUAAUAAUAAUAAUAAUAAUAAUAAUAAUAAUGAUAAUAAUAAUGAUAAUAAUAAUAAUAAUAAUAAUAAUAAUAAUAAUAAUAAUAAUAAUAAUAAAUUAAUAGUUCACAGUCCGCGUUUUACCCUGACCAGUUUGUAUUCGCUGGGAAUUUUUACUCUGAACAGAGAUUGAUUUUGGGAUUGUAUUGCUUUAUUGUCCAAAAAAGUUUAGUUUCAAAUGAGUCUCUUUUUAUCUUUCAGAAAGGAAUAAAUCUCUCCAUCAUUGCACCAAGGAAAAUACCUGCACUUCAGAGAGUCUUUGAAAGGGUCAGUUUUUGCUGCGCCAACCUGCGUUUCACGCUCAGCCUUUGUUAGUCUGUCAAAUUGAUAUGUAGCACUGUAUACUAAUCGUGAAGUCAAAGCUCUCAGAGUUGACCCCUUUAGAUAACCUAUCUUGUGGUUUUCUCGUUGGAGGUUACCGAACAAGUGCAGUAGUCCGUAACAAUGAGUUUAAUGCGGCGUGUGAUAUGCGUGUUAUCGGCGUUUUAGAUCCGCAGGCGUAUGACACACGCGCGCAUAAUGCAUGUGAGUCGGCAGGUAUCGUAUUUUAUUCGAUUAAGCGCCUACCCUCAAAUUGGCACCCACCUCGAAUAAGCGCCCAUCCUGUUGGGAGGAAAAUUUAACAAGCGCCCACCACGUUUGUGGUUAACCUUAGAGAAGAAAACCUGGCAAAUUGGUCGGUCGUUUUUCCUUAUAUAACCUAUAAGCCAGAAACAGAACCAUUUUGUUUUCCUUUGGGGAACCAGGCUGUUAACUUUGCUUGAAAACUGUGCCCGGUAAACUUUUUGGUUUUCUCAGACAAGCAAACGCCCGCGAAUCUCAACUUUGAAGCUUACUUUCUUUUAUUAAUGUUAGUCUGGUAUUUAUUUUCAAUGUCACUUGCAGUCUCUUACAGUUGAAGGUACCGCUGUUUUGUCCAAAGAUUAUUCAAAGGAUCCUAACCACCUGGUGUGUAUUCAGGGCCUAGAUUUACCAGGUGAGCGCUGUUUGAAUCUCAUACUUGAAUAGACCUUAUUCACGAUACCCGCCGUUUUUCCACGUGCUCUGAUGGGAUAAAAGCAAUGUCACUUAGUAUUUCAGGGGGCAAACAAGUGAUAAAAUUUGCCAAUACGAGAAAUCGCGGUCGAUUUUGUUUUUUUUCCUCUGAAAAAGGAGACGACAAUUUUAGUUAUGCAAAAUCUACUGUAACUUGGAUUUCGACAAGAUUUAUGUCGUUAUUGCUUGCUGCGAGGACAUCUGCGGUCGCUACUGUAUACAAAAAAGUGACAAUGACCACUUUGACCCAUAAUUUGCCAUUAUUUUUUCUUCUUGAAGAUUUCAAGUAUUGUGGCUACUCUGCUACAUGUAUCUAUGCAUGCAUUGUGAAUUCCGUGCUGGAGCCCUUUCACUUUUACUCAUGCUUGUUGUUAAUGUCAGUCUGAUCGGUGAUUGUUGCAUUCUAGUGACAUCAGUAAACCAGAAAUCAGAUGUGAAAAAUGCACAAAGUAUAACAGAUUUGCCAAAAACUAUCUCACAGAUGGCUGAUCCCACUAACAUGAAGUCUGUUCCAUCAGCUGGCAGUCCGCUGACAAGUAAUGGUGCGUUUUUUUCUUAAGGUGCGGUAAAACGGGCAACAAAAGCGUGCAACUAGUUUUGCGACCACGGUUGCAAAACGAGUUGAAGAGUGAUGUUGCGCGUUUUACUACCCACGAAUCAAACUGUCUUGCAACAAAUCAGGUUGCUGCAGGUUGCGAAAAGUUGUUGCAGAUGGCAGAAAGUAGUUCUACUUUUUUUCACAAAAUCUGAAAAUGUUCGGCGUUUUAUCAAACCAAGGCAAUCUUGUCUUGCAGCAAGUGACUUAACACCCGUAUAUGGCGUGACUCCCGCGUAAUUUUAUCCAUUUAGAAGUUCGUAUUCACACAACUUGCAAGGCAGGUUUGAGCGCGGAUGAUAAAACGCGCAACGUAGCUUUUCAACUCGUUUUGCAGCGUAAUUGCUAAACAAGUUGCAGUUGCAUGGUAUUGUUGCUCGUUUUAUCGUAGCUUUACAAGGGCCUGUUCACUAAAAACAGAUUUGAAGGGUGAGGCGGGCGGAUGGUCCUGAUCCCGCAUUUCCGCUCUUUCUGUCAUCGCCACCUCGCUGUCCCUUGCCCAAAUUUUGGCGAAUCCUGCUUCCCGUGUAGCAGUCAAAUCCUGCAUCCCGUCAACGUUUUCCCGAAUCCUUCACUGUAUUUUUUCAAUCCCGGAAUCCGGAUUCUGAGAAUACCCUUCCAUACCCUGUAAAAGUAGUCGACGUGAUAAAUCACUUCUUAUUGGAUGAGAAAAUCCUUUGCAUUAUCAAGCGAAGAGAGAUUUACCUAUGGAGGAUAGAGACUUAUCUAGACUUAACCACAAGACGACCUUUUCUGAUCUGCGAACGCGGCGAGGCGCGAGCCAGGCGUCUUCUCCCCUGACCAAUUAACCAGCCAAAACGAACUUUUAGAAAAUCGUCGUUUAGUCUUGGACCUGCUCAGUUGUAGUCGAUCACAAAUGACAUAGAAAAAUAUACUACUGCCUCUUAUCGCUCGAUCGUGGAAAGGUUUCCGUUUAUUAAGACCCAGAUCAUUUUGUGGGACAAAAGAAAAAUACGAGUUGCUGUUAGGAUUUGGGUAGGCAUUAGUGGUAUCCAUUCUGUUCUGUGUCUGCCACCUAUCGAGAUCCGGUCGAACGUCGAUUCGCCCGAUGUGUAUUUGAUUUUUGCCGGCAUAGUAUUAACCCUUUCACUGCCAAAUUUAGCCAAAAGCAAAUUUCGACCAAAUUUCGAAAUUUCAUUUGUUGCAUUUCGAAAAACAAAUAUCACCAUGUGUAAGUACAGGCAGAGAGUUUUCAUUUGAAUGGUCAAAUUAUAGGAGUUGGUUCGCAGACUCAAAGUUAGAGUCACCUUACAAAACUCCAUUAAGCACUCUUGCAAUGAAAGGGUUAAAACUUUUUCAAGUUUCAAUUUAUGUCCAUCCUUGCCAUCCGUUGCAACAGACGACAGGAAACAUUUUCAGUGCGCCAAACAUAGUCUACAUACUUUACGGACUCAAAUUUUAGAACCACCUUAUGAAAUUCUGUCAUUCACGCUGGAGAUAAAUGGGUUCAGUAAUAAUAAUAAUGAUGGUGUUAAUGAUAAAAAAUAAUGAUGAUACAAAUGAUAAUAAUAACAACAGUGAUAAUCACAAUAACAGUUGAUAUUGAUAAUGAUGGUGAUGGUGAUAAUGAUGAUGACGAUGAUGAUGAUGAUCACUAUUAUUAUUUUUCAGUUUUAUCAGUAUUUUUAAAGUUGCUUUUUUCUCUGUUUCUUUUUUAAUUUAAAGUCAAAGAGAGUCCAGAGAAAGCACUAAAGAAGCCGAACAGUGUUGGAGUCACAAGUAUUCGUCCGCAAAUUGCUGAAACCAAACCACAACAAACCGCAUCCAAAUUUUUUGGAGUUACACCAUCACCUAACGUGUCGAUAACUCCGGUAUGAAAUGAUAUUAACUAGAAAAUCAAACUUACGUUGAAAACUAAGGAAAGCAAACAUAUGAACAAGUCGUAGAAGUUUAGAGUAUCGAUACCAGAAAGAGCAACGGGGGCUUCGGCAACACUAAGAAAAGUGUCGUCUCUUGAAAACCGUGAACGUUUGUCGGAAUUACUUUGGUCUUCACCUUGGCAGUUAUUGUAACCACCCUUUUCUUUAUAAAACACCAGCUUUAGAUCAGCCACCGGCAUAAUACCACCCAUUUUAGUUUACAUGAAGUAAGACGUAUUUUCACUCUUGAAAGGAAAUGAAUAAAAAGCUCGAUUCAUUAGCUUUGUUAGACCCAUCAGUGUGGAUAUCUCUGUCCAAAGGCAAGCGCUUUAUGAGCUCUGUUAUACUGUAGAUGGAAGCAGUAUUUUAAGUGGUAUUUCCUUGGGGUUUAAGAAUAAACCGGUCCGCUAAAAGUCCAUGACGUAGCUGUAGUAUGGGAGUUACUCGCUUCGGGUUUUGGGGCUCCUGUUUUACGAAUUAAUUGUUAAUUUAGUAUUUUUGACUGAUUUUCUUGUAGGACGGUACCGUGAUAUCUGGCGUGAUGAAGGUCAACCCUCCUAAACAAACGCUUCCCUCAGGGCAGGGCAGUAAUUUAAUGGCUGCCAAGCACCACGCUCAGCAGAUUCAGAAAAUUGCAUCAAUACAGCCUCUCAGUCAGUGUGGGUAUUUUUAAAUGGCUGCUCGUUUUUCAUACCACAUUUUUGAUGUGCCUUAAUUCAGCGGAAGCCAGCCAUACGACCCCUGUUAGUGUAGCCUCCUACGCAGACGUUCGUAGGGCUUCGUCACGCGUUUCUGCCCCACUAGUGGGACAGGAACGCGUGAAGAACCCCUAACCCCUCGUUCGCAUGGGAGGCUACCAUUAGUGCGAACACCUCGUUAUUGGCCUUUUUCCCACUAGACACGGAUUAUUCGUCCGAGACGAGUUAUCCGUUGGAUAAUUCGGUUAGUCAGUUAAUACGUCUUAAUCAUGGAACUGUUUUUUUUUACGAAUAAUCCGCCUGACUUAAUCCAUCUGUUUAUUCGUCAAUUUUGUUGGAUAUUGAGGAUAUUUAUCCGUCUCUAGUAUGAAAACAACCAUUUUGAUCACCCCAAUAUUACGACUCGGCACCCCGUUACCGACCACCCUCUUAUUUCGACCACUCUAUUAUGAUCCUCUAUUAUUACGACCACCACCAUGUCAUUCUAAACCCCCCCCCCCCCCAAACCCCCCUUUUAUAACCUCCCCGAUUUUAAUUCCCCCCCCCACCUUUUAACCACCCCAUCUCACUCUUCUUCCCUUAAUUUAAACCUUCCUUCCUCCAUCCACAUUCCACCACAUACUCCCCCCCUCCACCUAAUUUUUUUGGUUAUUGACGAUCUUUAUUCGUCUUUCUUAUGAAAACACCCAUUUUGAUCACCCCCAUCUUUCGCCUCGGCCCCCCCUUACCCCCCCCCCUCUUUUUUCGGCCACUCUAUUAUGUCCCCCCAUUAUUUCGACCCCCGCCACGUCAUUCUAACCCCCCCCCCCCCCCCAACCCCCAGUAUUAUAACGUCCCCGAUUUUAAGUCCACCGCCAACGUUAUGACCACCGCGUUCACUUCUAUCUCACUUAUUUUAAGACCUCCUGCGCUGAUCAACGCUCCACCAACUGACGCUCGCCUGCCGAAAAGAAAAGAAAUGGAAAACCUCCUUUCAUUAACGUUUUGCUUUUGACACAAUGCCAAAUCUAUAAAAGAAAAUACAGUUGAACCUCUUUAAUACGGACACCGAAGGGACAGAGCGAAGUGUCAGCAUUAGAAAGGUGUCCGUAUAAAAGAGGUCACUAUGAUGACGUCACUUUAAUGACUCCACUUACAGUUUUAAGUGUCCAGUAGCUAACAGCAGGCUCACACUCGUCUUUAAACUGCAUUUAAAUUUAUUAAUUCACUGUAAAAAGACAUUGUCUUUCAGUAGCGUAAAACAUUGCACAUAGCAGCUACAAAGUAAGAACAGUCGUAGACAAGUCACUGUUUAAAAAAAAAAAACGAGCUACAGCGCAAUGCUGAGUGUAAAAAGUCGUAACGUAAAGCACCAUUCUGAGAGCGUCUUUCACUAUUUUGCAAGUGUAGUAAACAGUAACUAGAGUACAAAAUGUAAUAGAAAAGAUCUUUAUGCUAUAUGUAGUUAUUCAAGCCUUAAAAAAGUCGGUUAUGUUCCUCUGUACACCUUUCGUAAAUCGUUGUUUGAUAUACAGCGACUGGGCUUUUGAAAUCUCCUUGCAUAGCUCUUCAGCCAGACGGGAUUCACCCUGUGCAGAUUCACCUGAUCGGUAUUCGGGAUUCACCUGAUCACUGUAGUGUCCGUAAUAAAGAGGUUAAGUUUAUAUGAAUUUACUCUCUUGGGCCGAGAUUUAUUGUCCGUUGUCCGUGUGAGAGAGAAUCCGUAUUAUAGAGGUUAUUUUUAAAGAAAAUUUAUGAGAAUUUUGUUGGGACAUUGGCAACUGUCCGUAAUAGAGAGGUGUCCGUAAUAGAGAGGUGUUCGUAGCGCGAGGUUCGACUGACCCUGUAGAAAGAAAAAAAAAUGAAUUCAUUUUCAAAAAACAACAAAAAAACAAAAACAAAUGCCUGUUAGUGUGGACUUGGUAUUAAUCUGUUUUUCCGCAUUCUGUACAGUUCAAACCCAGACGCAAAGCAGCGGAGCAGCGGCACCUAACGCGGGGCAAGAGGCUGUGCUUAACACUCAAGCACAAAAUUGGCCACAGGUACACAACCAACCACAGCAAAGGCCAGUUCCCCCACCUGGUGGUCAGCCUGUGACGCAAGAUAUGAACCCGACUCAAGGAUCACAGAGAGCUUUGGCUUGGACAGGACACUUGGAGUGGCAGGAUACUGUAAGUUGGUUCAUCGUGGAUGAUUAUAUGUUUCUGGGAAACUGCCCACCUGCCCCUCCCCUAAGCCAAUAUUAACACUUACUUCUGACUUAGGUCAAAACGUUCUUCUGGGGGCGUUAUUGUUUGCUUGUAUUGUCUCUUUUUGUUGUACGUAAUCUGUGCCUCGGUACAAACAGAAGGAACCAUUUGGACACGUUCCCCUCUGCUCAGCGCCAACCAUAUUUCCAUUCUUUCAAGGAACUGGGCGACUCAGAAAAAUCGCGAGAAGGUUAAAAGGUGCAAGAAUACCCAGGAUUGAGCUGCGAAGCUCCUUAAUGCAUUUACCUUAAUUUUUGUAUUAUUUAACAGGUGCGUGAUCCGAACGGCCCACAGCAGAGAAUAACUCGUUCCCUGGCCUGCCACGUGUCUGUUGUGCCUGGAGACUCGCUGUAAGUACUAUUAUUAGAGAUCUUUACAUUCUAAGGCGAGUACGACUACGAGUACGAGAUUUUCUCAAUACUAAGUAGUGUACACGGGUGAGCCAGCGUCAUUUUGGCGGGAAAACGUGGUAGCCGUCGUCAUUCUACUACGAGUUUUCGCGCGAAUGUCGUGGUGUCGAAAACAAGAUAUCAAAUGUUAGAAGUUUUAUCAUUUUGCGAUCGGGAGAGCGCGUAACCUCCUUCACUAAAGAUAACAAUGCUAUAAACUGAAAAGUGAAGCUUUCUGGAAGUUUAUCUUUAGAGAAGACAUGAAAAAACUUCAAGUCUUCAAAUCCCUUACUGGUAGUCGUCCUCACAUUGGAGUGCCCCACACUCACUUGUCUCUGGUUAGAAUGCCAUAAACUAUUUCCCUGCCUCCGAGAGUCCUUGUUUCAAUUUCAGGCAAAAGCGGGGUGCUUAUUGUAUUCAGGGAAUUUGGGACAGUUUUCUGAUUUGCUUCUUUCGGCCAAAGCGUGGCCAAAUAGGUAACUAUUGGUUUGUACAGAAAUAUUGUGCAUAGUUGGUAAAGAAAAUGAUACAACAAUAACAUACGAAAGAAAAGUGCUAUUAGCAGCUCGCCACAAGUAUUCGUCAAUUCUUGACUUGCAACUACGUGACAAGGCGGCCAUGUUGGUGGUGUGUUGGUGGUCAAUGCAAUAGAACUUUUUCUCGAAGAAUUUACACGAAAAUUGAGUUUAGUUCCCAGAGGAGAGAAAUGUUUUGUUCUUGACCACCAGCAUGGCCGCCGUGACGUCACGUGGAAACCAGCAAUACGUUAUUUCUGUCGUGUUCGCCAAGUGAAACGGCCAUUAAAGUGAAGAACUGCUCUUAAGGAGGUACUUUAUAGUUUAGUCAUAUUGAUUUAAUUAGUGGGGUGUUUAUUUAUGGUGAAAGCGUCAUUAAGGCUUCUUGAAAAUCUAAAUGUAGACGGAUGAAUGGAACACCACCAUUUUAAGGACCUUCCUUCUAUUGCGUUACUUAUUUUUUUAUCAUUUUUUAUAUUUUGCCUUACAGCAAAGCAAGUAACUGGCCUCCAAAGCUUAUCAUGCAGCUCAUUCCACAAAAUCUAUUGGUAAGUUGACAAGUUUGUACUUUGGGUAAGGUUCAGUGAGCUGCCGUCCCCUCUCCCUUGCAUCCACCUUCCCCUCCCCCCAUGGUGCCCUCUCUUGAUCAGAGAAGCCCGCUACCUCCCGCAGGGGCGAGACUUGGCCCUACAACAUCCCGUCCUUGUUGUUAUGUUGGUAAACCAAUAGAAGCUUCAUUCUGUGGUUUUUAUAGACCAAUUUUUCUGUUUUCUCCUAGUCCACACUCGGACCUCUACUACAAAACUCCAGAACAGUGGCAUUCCAUUUUGCUGCUGAUGAUCCCACGUCUUUGAGAGCUCUGUACAGAGUCAUGGCGUCCAGUGGAGUUAAAUUUGUAAGUACAGGGGACUUCACUAAAUAUAUCUGUCACAGGACUGAGGAUUUUUUGCAGUUUGUAGGUGAUAGUCUGCAAUAUUCCAUAACGAGGAUUUCCGUUUGGCUGGUGUCUCAUGUAAACCAACUUUUGUAAUUGACCACUGCAGAGAAUACAACUAAAUACCAUAAUAUGCUUUGUUGGUGACUCAAAAAUUUUGCAUAAGCAUAAUUGUCUUCGGUUUCUCCUAGGGCCUGUUUACAUGAGGGUGGGGGGCCGCAGGUAGGUGUGGUAACAUGUGGCUGGUUAUCCCACCCAACAUGUAAACGUGAUCCCAUCAAAAUGAGAGAUUAUAUGGACAGGCGGGUUACGCCACCUAAGCGGGUUACCUCACCUUCUUGAGGUCCCCCACCUCCGUGUAAACACGCCCUUAGAAGUUAAAAUGGCCCCAAGAGUAACUGAAAACAAUACUUUUGCAAAAUUGUGGAGUGACCAACAAAGCGUAUUAUGGUAUCUUGUGGUAUUUUUUGUAGUGGUCAAUAUCUUUUGUUCUCUGCACGAUUUGCACGUGUAAUGCAUCAGCUCCUCGUAAAUUUGCGUACACUGCACGUGCAGUUCGUGCAAGAAAUAAAAUAAAAUGAAAUAAAUAAAUAAAACACUUCAAAAUUAAGGUUUAGAUGAAGCACCACCCAAGCGGCAGUUUAAAGAAUAUUAUGGUAUUUACCGCUCUGGCCAAUAUUAUGCUUUAAUGAUAACGAUUAAUGACUAUUCCGAAGGAGGACUAAAAAUGAUCGACAUUGCUUCUUUUAACAAAUCUCUUAAAGCCACAUGGAUCCAGAAAUAUCUGGACCCUGAAAGUCGCAGUAAAUGGAAGCGACUCUUUGAUUCCGAACUUGAAAGAAAUGGAGGCGAAGUGAUACUAAAAGGAAAUCUCAACAAAAAAGAUGUUAACAACUUAAAAAUAUCAGACCCUUUUGUGAAAGAAAUACUUGUAAUUUGGUCAGAAGUUUUUUUCCGGGAAACGAUAGUAUCUGAAGAACAUCUUUUGUCGUCACCUUUGUGGCAAAACUCUCUGAUAAGAAUUCAGAAUAAGCCUGUUUUUUAUAAAGACUGGCUUGCCAAGGGUAUUACGCAAGUUAAACAUUUAAUGGAUGAAUCCUCCAAUUUCUUUUCCCUUGCUGCUUUUCAGAUUAAAUAUAACUUGCAAGUUCGACCUCUAACCUUCUUUGGAUUAAUCUCAGCAGUCAACCGUCUACGGAGACAAAACACCAAAACCCAAUCUAAGUAUGAAAAUCGCUUUUCAAAAUUUCUUAUGAGUCAAAAGCCAUCUAAAUUUAUCUACCAAGAAAUUGUGUCAAAAAACUGUGAAAGACCAAUUUCAUGUCAAGAAAAGUGGCGCAAAGACAUCAAUCUUAACCCAAAGGAAAUUAUUAAUUGGAAAGUCGCUUAUCAAACAUCCUUUCAAUGCACAAAGAGCAGUAAACUUAUCACUUUCAACUUCAAAUUGUUACAUCGCCGGUUACCAACUAACUGUUUCUUAAAAAAAGUUGGACUUAGAGAGGAUGAUAAGUGUUCUUUUUGUAAUAAGGAAACGGAAAACUUGAUACACUUAUUUUGGAGAUGCGAAAAAACAAAAAAUUUUUGGGAUAGUCUUUUUAAGUGGAUGCAGUCUUGCCAACUUUCUUUAAGUGAACAUAAUUACUUACACAUAAAUACGGCUUUGGGUCUGAGGCCAGAUAGAUCUAAACACAAACUCCAAAUCAAUUUUUGUUGCUUACUUGCCAAGCACCAUAUCUGGCUUUGUCGCUCAAAAGAACACCCCCCCAAUUUAAACAACUUUUUACAUUAUUUGAAACACAUUUAUCAAAUAGAAAACAAUGCCUCCACUGUCAAAAAUAAAUGGGAACCCUUGUUGCCUUAUAUAAGCCUUUUGACCUGAGUCUCCAAAACCUAAUUAAAUAUAAAUAUCUUCUCUACAUCUCUUUUUUGUUUUGGUUUCGACUGUGCCCUUGUGCUCAAGGAAAAAAAAAGGAAACGAAAAAGUAGGGAGAGAAAAAAGAAAAAAGGACCAGAUGUAUCAACUUCGCUAUUUGCUUUUAGCCUGCUGCUCUCCUCUCAAUUGAUGUUUUUUUUUUGUUGUUGUUGUUGUUGUUUUGUAGUUUUUCUUUCUUUUGUCACUUUUAACUUGUAUUUAAUUUGUUGUUUGUUAAAAUAAAAAAUAAAAAAAUAAUAAAAAAAAAUAUUAUGCUUUACAUUAGCAUGGCCUUUUUUCAGGCUGGGUGCGUACAUUUCCCGCCAGUUCCUCAGUGUGACGUCAAAGUCCUACUUUUAAUAUUCAGCCCCAAGAAGCGAGCAUUUGUUGGAUUAAUUCCUAAUGAACAGGUUAGUAGGGUUCAACGAAGUAUUAAAACUUAAUGCUUUUUUGAGGUGUAUUGAGCAGAGUGCUUUUUACUGCAACCGCUAUUUCUAUUAUACUGCAUCAAAACCAAAAAAUAACUUUUUUCAGUCACUCGACCUUUUGUUAGCCCAGGAUUAUCUAAAAAAAAAAAGAAAAAAAAAACUUUCUAUAACAGUUGAAGCAAGCCUAACAGUAGCGGACGUUUCGAUAAUCUCUUGGUCGUUGUUGUUUUCUUUUUCCUUUUUUAACGUUCAACCUAUUUGAUAUUGAAGAUUAACCUCAAUGUCAUUAUCUUGACAUUGGGAUUAAUUCUGAAACGUUGCAGUCUAAAACCAACGCUGGGUGCCUUGUUGAUUUCUUUUCUUUUUAGAAAAACUUUGUACUCUCAAAUUGCGCUUGAAUGACAAAACAAUACAGUGAAACCUCUAUUUAGCGGACACCCUGUAUUAAGCGGAAGAAUAUUUCAGUUUUUUUUCCAAACGUUUCUUGCCAUAUAGUGGACACUUUUAUUCAGCGAACACCAGCAAAGAUCCCGCUGGUAUCCUCUUACGUAGUUUUAGUUUAUGAGACAGCUGUGUAAAAUGAACCACAUUAGACAAAUUAAACCAAAGUAUUUAUGUUCCCUUUUACUUCUUUAGGGAAACUUUGUUGAAGGAAUCAGGGUGAGUUAUGUUUCUUCGGUAUUUGUUUUUUCUACUUUUCUGGACCAGAGUGGUUUCAGUGGUCUCGCGGUUUCAGCAAAAUGCAAAAUCGUCAGACAUUUGUAGGAAAAAAAAUACUGAAAUAACCACGUAUUAAGGCCUGUUUACAUGAAGGUGGGGAACCCCAGGUAGGUGAGGUAACAUGUGGCGGGUUACCCCACCUAACAUUUAACCGUGAUCACAUUUAAAUGAGAGACUAUAUGGACAGGCGGGUUACCCCACCUAAGCGGGUUACCUCGGCUACCUGGGGUCCCCCACCUCCUUGUAAACAGGCCCUUAGAAAUAUCGAAUAGCCAAGCCUGGGCGUGGAUUAGCAACAUUGGAUAAGAUUUAAGCGAAUUGCAAUGGCGUGAACUUUAAACAUCAACACGGCUUUGUCAUCUUGAUCUGAAGGGGCUGUUUGACGGCUGUCUAGUUCAUUUUGCUUAUGAUAAUAAUGAUGUUAAAUAACAAUGAUAAUGCAAUUUUGCGUCCUUAUUCGCCUUGAAACUUGCGAAAUUACUGAAUACUCGCAUUCAAAUUUGUCGCUUUGCUGACCGGAUGAUGAAUAAUUAACAAUUAUUCCUCGAGCCCGAAUGGGCUCUGAGUAUCGGCCUCAUGGGCUAUUGACUCAGACGCCGUGAGGGCGAGAGGAAUAAUUGUUUUAGUGAAGUCCAACUAGUUGGUCAGAAAUAUCGAGACAAAACAACUUUACAUAGCAAAUCGCGAUUUAGCCGCCAUUGUUUUGGUUUUCAUAGCCGGCACUUUUCGUCACUAGUGGGCUAUAACAUACCGUAAAAUUCCGAAAAUAAGCCCCUCCACGUAUAAGCCCCUUCAAAUAUAAGCCCCCCAAACCGGUCACGUACAAAAACCUCCCAUUAAAUCGACCCUCCAAAUCUAAGCCCCUGUAAGCCCCCCCCCCCCCCAGGGGCUGGCGAUUGGAAAAUUGCCCUCAAAUACAAAGUAAAACAAAGCAAAAAGGGUAAAUUUACUUCCAUCUAUAAGGCUAGCCCAAUCGAUUUUGAGACGCAAAUUUCCCUCUGUAGAAAAGCCCCUCCGAAUAUAAGCCCCUCCAAAAAUAAGCCCCUUAAAAAGGGCCUUUGUAAAAUAUAAGCCCCUGGGCUUAUUUUCGGAAUUUUACGGUAUAGCCUAGUAGUAGCUCAACCAACCAGAACGCAACAUUGAUAAUAGACCACUGGUUGGAGUUUACUAAUUAAUGAUGUCCACGGUUUCUGCGCGAUGAUAAUUUGAGAAAAGGUGUAAUCAACAUGUGACGAGCGCAGGACAAAGAAAAAUCUGAGUCCCCAUCAGGAAUUGAACCUGUGACCUUCCGCACACCAAUUUGUGUGUCUGUUUGUUUUUUGCUCUUUCAGACUGUUGUCCAACGGCACAAACUUGAGCAGGUUGCAAAGGUACUUAUGUUGGUGUAAUUCGUGUGAAAUGUGAUAGUUAAUGACAAGAGUGCCUAUAGACCUCUUUCAUAAUGGAGACCUUUUAAUAUAUUCUUUUAUGUGUGAUAAUUUGCUAACGAGGUUAGAAGGGCUAACUAUCAUGCAGAUAAAAGAAUACAUUAAUAGGCCGGUCGCCAUUAUGAAAGAGGUCCAUUUUUGUGCUGCUGAACUAGCUUGUGUACAGCAGCCCCCUCGAACUAAGUUAAGAGAAAUUUUAAACAAAAUUUUGUCGUCCAGUUGCUUUUAAAACAUUAGUGGCUUUUUUCACAGAAACCCAGUUAUGUCAACCAAAAUGACUGUCCAUAGUUGAUAAAAAGGUAACUGAUAACUAACCCUUAUCUGACCUGGGUGUGAAACCAAGAUGACUGCCUUUUGAUGGACUCCAUAAAUAUGCGGCACUGUUAACGGUUUAAGGCAAUCAUAUGGAGUUUAAGCAACGACGUUUUUGAGCGAAGCACGUCAACCGUAAGUAGACUUUUUGACUCACUUCCGGUUGACUCAAAAACGUCGCUGCCGAAUCUCCCUAUGACGGUAACGUAACAUUUUAUUUGCCUCAGUUUCAACAAAUUCAAAGACAGCGGAUAUUGCAUCAAGCCGCUCUCCAACAACAGCAGCAGCAGCAACAACAACAGCAACAACAACAACAACAACACCAACAGCAACAACAGCUUCGGCAACAGCAACAGCAGCAAACACAGCAACAAACUCAACAGCAACCACGGCCUAAGGGCUUCGCAGGGCCUGGCAUGACUCCAGCGCAGGUUUUUUAAACUAAAAGUUCUCCUUACUUGAUUCCAGGUUUCUUUUAGUUCUUGUUGGGGGAAGAGGCAUAAGAAUCCCAAGUUUUCUUUGUAGAGAUCCGCUUCUCCUUCGAAGUCCAAAAUCACGCAAAAUAAUUUUGUAUUAUAAAACGAGUUAGAAGUUAUAAAUAUACGAAAAUCAUACAUGAGAAGUGCGGAGUGAAGAGUAAUAUGAAAGAAGAUCAUCGCAGUUAUAGACGCAACUUCUGCAGUUUCGAAAAGAAAGCCUCAAAAAAGACUCAGGCUUGUACGAGUUAGGUAAUGAAUUUGUCGCACCAAGUCUAAUUUCUUAGGCCCAGUUCAAACGUCAAUCUUUUCAUGUACCGAACCUAAUCCCUUGAAUUUAGUACAUGAAGAGAUCGACGUUUGGAUCAGUUAAGUUCGACUGACAUCUCUAAAUUGAGUGGAACCCAUGUAUUAAGAUCGAGUGGCCCACUUCGUUUCAAACGUCGAAUUUCUCAUGUGCCGAACCUAGUGUAUAAAUUACUAAAAAAUACUUUCACUUGUAAGCAUUUUAGACCAUUGAACAUUGUAGUAAAGAAUUGAGUCUGACAAAUUAAGUUCGUCAUCUGAACCAACCGUCGAACGUGUAUCAUUUGGGUCGACCUAAAUAGGUAUUUAGUUCGGUACAUGAAAAGAUCGACGUUUGCACUGGGCCUUAGAGAUCUUAGACUUGACACAAUUGCCAAAUUCCUGGUUAAUCUAGUUUUCUUAAGUUCCGUCUUUUUACAAUCCACGUGUUGAAAAUAUGUGAUUCUCACCCAAGGUGAGACGGGACAGAUUCACGAACCCCUCCUAAAAACCAUAAAAUUACUUUGAACUGUCGAAUUUAAGAGGGCCAGAGCCGAGUAUCCUCUAAAACUAAGGUAUAUUAUGGAUCGUAGCAUUUCAAGAUCCUGAGAAUAUAUGAGUUACGGUCAUUUUGUUGCUAUUUUUAGUUUCAGCAGCAAAAUGCCGCUUUGCAGCAGGUACAAGUUUCCCAGCAGUCUUUGCUAAAUGCUGCUGCGACUACAAUGAUGUCCACGGCAACGCAGGGACUAGGACAGACCCAAGAGGGAAUGGUGACUAGUGCUCAGAGCACUGUGGCCUCUAGUUUGGGCUUGACAUUCAGUGGAGUAAACACUGGGAACCACAAUAUGCUUUCUAUGGACCAACAAGACAACGUAAGUAAAAGAGAUGGCAUUGCCGGCUCAAAUAAAUUUCAUUUCCCAAGAUUAAUUUGUUUGGGGCAGGCCAGAAUCUCACUAGACCGGCGAAAAGCUUUACGGUAUGGUAUGGACAGCAACCACACAGAACAGUCGUUCACACAAAUCGAACAUCGUGCCGGAGCGGUUGGCAGAAAAGGUUUGGUGAACUAAAUCCCAGUCUUCACUCGUGAAUAUUUACUUUCGUGUCAGUGGGUACCAGUCUUCUUUCCUACUUACAGUCGACUCCCGAUAACUCGAACCCUCGCUAACUCGAACCUCGCGUUAACUCGAACCAAAAUCGAUUUCCCCUGGAUUUUUUCAUACAUUUACUGUAGUUUUACCCUCGGUAAGUCGAUCCCUCAAUAACUCGAACCUCCCGCUAACUCGAAGUAAUUUUUGUUUCCCCUCAGAUCAUUUCCAUAUACAUUUACCCUCAAUAACUCGAACCAUCUUUUGGACGCUUAAAAAGUCGGGGAAAAAAAAACAACAAACAAACAAAAAAAAACAGUGUACUGUCUGGCAAAACAUAAUUUUGAAUUUACCUUUGAUCUGUUGUAGGCAUAUAGUUUACUAGUGAAGGUUGAUGUUGUUUGUCACAAAGAUAACAUGAGACAGCUUUGCUACUCAAAACAGUAAAACGCAUGCUCUAUUUAGGCUAUGGUGUUUACGCUACGUUCUGAUUUAUAAUCUAGAAGUAAAUUUCAAUUUUCGCUUAACAUUUCUACGACUAAAUGUGAUUAAAAUGUUCACUGUUCAGUGGAAAAACUGGUUUUUCCCUUACUUUCGGGUAUUUACUUCGAGCUCCGGAUAACUCGAACGCCCAAUAACUGGACCCUUGAAGGUUCGUGUUAUCGGAAGUCGACACUGUAUUCCGUCGGAAUAGCUGUUCACACUGCAUCAAAGUGUGGCACACAACCUAGUAUCCGAUAUGUGACGCUUCACUUUCCAGAUCGGCGUAGCGCAGCUUCGAUCCGUUACAGAAAUGGCGCCGAAAUCACCGUUCAUGGUGUAAACAGGAGCCCUACCCAAUAUGAUUUCUGUGCCGGCGCAAAGGCUAUCUGGUAUAGUGUGAUCAUCACCUAAGACUGCUUCUUAUGAUCCCCUGAAAGACAGAGAGGAUUUUUCAGCCGAUGAGAAUAGCUCGUUCAGGGGCGGAUCUAGGGGGAGGGUGCAGGGGGUGCGCACCGCCCCCCUCCACCCCGAGAUGACCUGUGGUUUUCUAAUACAACUAGUAUUCUGCCCAAAAAAAAACAACAACAACAACAACCAAAAAAAACUAUGUGGUUUAUUGGUGUGGAAGUAGAGCAAGAGACGAGUGCACCCCCUCCUAAAAAAAAAAUCCUGGAUCCUCCCCUGUCGUUACUCUCUAAGGUUGUAAAGGUGAAAUCAAUCCCAAAUGUCAUUUUCGUCUACAAUGGGUUGUAUGUAACUAGGAGUUCUAAGUUUUAAAGUUCACUUAGGCAUUUACGUUUUACAGCGUCUGAAGAUAAUUAUUGAAUAAUACUAUUCUCCAAUGAAUUUAUAGGUUUAUGCACCUGGUUUAUGCAUAACUAAAAUAGGCGAGUAGAAGCAGCUUUGAGUUGGUUUUAGUCGUGUUCAAAGUCUUUUUCUUCAAGUUUAAUACAAGAAGAGCUUAUAAAAGCAUAAUAAAUACACUUUUUACCGUGUCAUGAUGACAAACAGCACAGUUUUCCCAGAAGAUACUUGUAAAAAGUCUUAAGAACAUUAUUUGAAAGAUCAUAUAAUACGCUUUUGGAUUUAACUCGGUCCCAGGCCUUGUGUAAAGGAAAUUCAGAUCACUUUAUGUUUCUGGGAAACUGCCCAGCUACCCCUCCCCUAAGCCAUCAUUUUGCCCAAAGUGAGAAGUAAGUGCUAAUGUAGCUUAGGGGCGGGGGUAGUGGGCCGUUUCCCAGAAACUUAAAUUAAUCCGGAAAGAGCACUUAAUGAGAAUUCUUAUUUUCAUCGGCAGUCUUUCCAAGCGUUACAGCAGGAGCUACAACUAAAGCAGCAGCAGCAGCAGCAGCAACAGAAACUACAACAACUUCAACAACAACAACAACAACUUCAACAACAACAGCAUCAGCCACAGCUAACACCGCAACAACAACAGUUAUUAGCUCGAAGACAACUUCAGCAGCAGGUAGUUAGUAGUUAGCUUUCAGGCUUUAUUCUAGAGCGCGGCCUUGAGGGAUUUCCGGAUUUGGAAAAAAAAAUGCCGCGUCAAAUGGGGCGCAAAAAAAAGGCCCAAAGAUAAGUACUAUUUUUUUGAAAUAACCUAUUCUAAAACAUCACUGACAACAACACUGAUUUGACGGCCGCUCUAUAAACUUACUUUGAACUUUUAUAGCCUCUUACUGUCUCAAUUGCCUUUCUGUUCUUCGUUUGAGUCAUUACUUCACCAGGCAAACAUCCGGGAUUCUGCAGUAAUUCGAGCCAAGGCUUUUUCAGUUGCCCAGAAUGUUGCAAAAUGGCGGCAAAGUUUCGAUAAACGUUCGUUUUCUCGUGGAACAGUCUGUACCAAUAAGUUCUAAUACCUUUUGGGGGACCCCCUUUCUUGAAAAAGGGCCCGCUAAAUUACCGAAGGAGGCCUAUUGGAUCCUCAUUGGCCAAUUUCUAGAAAAAACCCCCGCUUUGUUAUUUUGGAAGACGUACCCUUUUUCCUAGAAAUGAAUCAGUCCCCGCUUUGCCCAGCGCCUGUUUCAAAUGUCAGACAAAAUAGGGGAGGGGGAGGGGUGGGGUGAAGGGGAGAGGGGUGCGUGAUCGAGGGGUGGAAAAUUAACGAACGGAAAUUUUGUUUUGGCAACUGUUGGACAUAAAUCAUUUACGCACGUGCGUGGUCGUAGUCUUCUUAUUAUACAACGUAAGGGAUAUCAAAUAAAUUAAUCUAUAAAUCGAUGUAGCAGUACCUCCUAAAAUCCAGUUCCCUCUUGGAUAAGUGCUUUUCAUUUGUGGGUAUUUACCUCGUGUACUGGACACAGAUGACGUAAAACAAAACAACAAAAACCAAGAAACAAUACCAAGCAGAUUUUUCUCUGAACAGAAAACAAAGAAGUCUUUUGUUUUACGUCAUCUGUGUCCAGUGUUUUGACCCAUUUGUGUUAUGUGGUAACAAGGGUGAAAUGUUUUAAUGUGACAACAGCCUAUGAUAAAAUAACAUUCAGGUAUCGUACGACUGUACAACAAUUUGAAUUCGUCUGUUACAGCUUCAACAAGCACAGCAACAACAGCAACAACAACAGCAACAGACACAGCAACAAGUCUUUCCACUACAGGAUUCCCAGGUUCAACAGAUGGAUACAAGCCAGGCUGGAAUCCCGUCCCAACUCCGUCACCUUCUACAGGCUAACCAGGCUUCAGCUCAGCAGCAGGGAUUAGCUGCAGCUGCGCAGCAGCAAGGGAUGACACCAGGACAGUGGCAACUUCUGCAACUCCAGCAGCAACAACAGAGAUCCCAAGCAGCUGUUCAGAUGCCUCUCGGCCAGGUAAGCUGGUGGUUUGGAUUGAUUUUUCAUUGAUGGACACGUGUGGAAAUAGACCCUAUUGACGAUGCCCUCCAUCUUUGCGCGCGCUUAAGGACUGAUGGGACAAAAGCGAAUUUCGGGUGGUUUCUCAACGAGGGGGGGGGUGGGGGGAGGGCAAACAAGUGAAAAAAUCUGCCAAUACAAAAAAUCGUGGUCGUCUUAAAGACAAUAAUGGCAAAUUAUGGCCGGAAGAGAUCAUUGUUACUUCUCAGAUGCAAUAGCGACCGUAGAUGUCUUCUCAGUAAGUAAUAAUGACGUAAAACUUGUCGAUACUCGAACUGUACGUUUUGCAUGACCUUUAAUUCGUCCUCUCGUUUUGAGAGAAUAAUCAAACUUGAUUGCGAUUACUUGUGUUGAGACAUUUUAUCACUUGUUUGUCCCCUAAAAUACCACGUGACAUUGGUUUGAUCCCGUCAAUCCUGAAGCGCGUGCAAAGAUGGCGGGUAUUGUGAGACAGUCUUUUUUUACUCAGUGUAAAUCUAUGAAUGAGCUCUUUGAGGAAAAUGUGAUGUUUCCGACAGGAUUCGUACCUUCUAGGCUUGUUUGGGCGUCUGUGGCAAAUGUGCUAUGGAGAGACUCAGGAGAAUUUGGCCAUUUGCUAGGUUUUAUAUAACGUGCGCGUGUUCCACGUACUGCUAGGAUUAGCAAAGUGGGAGCAUACUAUAGUGAUGAGAAAAAGUUAAAGAAAGGCAGCAAAUUAUGAGCUCGGUAGUGAAAAAAUCUUGACAGGUUUUGAACUUUCAAUCUGUCAAACACUGGGUGGUCAUUACACCCUUGUUUGCUUUGGAUUCAUCGCUCUUUCUUUAUAAAAACUGUCAGAUUUGUGCCCAAACAAUAGAGCGAUUCAGAAUUAUGUUUACGGCAAAUGACAAACGUCAAUUUCUACCAUGUGAUCAAGUAUUCUCUUUACUUGUAGUUUUAUGCUCAUUAUAUCUAUGCAAAAAUUAGUAGUUUCAUGCCAGUUUCAUCCAUAACAAUUGUCUGGUACAGUUUUCAUCUGCUCCUUUUCCUGUUUUGAGAAAAGUCAACUUGAAUCUUUCGUUUGCCGUUUCCGCAAACGCGAUUCUAAAUCUCUAUAAUGGCGCGUCUUUUUAUGUCACAGGUUCAGAUGACACAAGCUCAAAUGGGUCAGCCCCAGGUCCCCAUGACCCAAGGGCAAGUAUCGCAGGCUCAAAUGCAGGUUCAGCAGCAGCAGUUAUCGCAGUCUCAAACCAGUUUUCUACCUGAGAAUAUGAGCUUACUGGAUAUCCUACCUCAGUGA